Pocillopora meandrina is the source of this 1126-nucleotide messenger RNA. The record is from the annotation of a GenBank genome assembly. Lineage: Eukaryota; Metazoa; Cnidaria; Anthozoa; Scleractinia; Pocilloporidae.
GUCGAUCCAAUUCAGGAGGCGAUUGACGACCUACUUCUUCCAACUUUGUUCGGUCAAUCAGAGCCUCUCCCUAACGGGGUGCGUCUACUUGUCACCUUACAAGCGGCUCAAGGGGGUCUGGGCAUGCCAAAUUUGAGAGCUAAGGCGCCACAACAGUUUGUUGCCUCGGAGUCAAUAACUACUGCGCACGUAGAUUCUAUCACAUCGCAGAGAACAUUUAUGGCGCCAGGCGAAAGCUCUACGGAGGAGCUUAAGAGACAUCAUCGGCAACUUAAGAUGGCGCGUGACAAAGAGAAAUUGGAAAGCAUUGAUUCAACUCUAUCCCUAGAUCUGCUGCGACUAGUUAAUCAAUUGAGAGACAAGGGCGCAAGUUCUUGGUUAAAUGCAAUGUUUUUCGCAGAUCAGGGCUUAGCCCUUAAUAAACAGGAGUUUAGAGACUCGCUACGCUUACGGUAUAAUUUGUCUCUAGUCAAUCUACAAAGUCUAUGUGUGUGGGGAUAAAUUUACUGUAGGCCAUGCCCUCUCAUGUAAAAAGGAGGGCUUUGUAGCGCGGAGACAUGAUGGUGUCCGUGAUUUAUUAACGGCAUUCAUCAAUAAGGUCUGCAACAAAGUGGAAAUUGAACCACGCCUUCAACCCCUCGACAACGAACGGCUACAUUUGAGAGGUGCCGUCACAAGCUCUGAGGCAAGAUUAGACAUCAAGGCGGGAGGUUUCUGGUCAAGAGGAAUUACGGCAUUUUUCGAUGUAAGAGUUACGCACGUUAACUCCAAGUGUUACCAAAACAAGACAACAUCUGAAGUAUUCAAGGAGCAAGAGGACGAGAAGAAACGCAAGUACCAGCAGCGGGUACUAGAUGUAGAGAUUGGUUCAUUCACACCUUUAGUGUCUGGAACCAAUGGCGGAAUGGGAUAUGAGUUUCAGCGUUUCCAGAAGCAUCUUGCAGAUAAGAUAGCUCAGAAGGACACCGAGCCGUAUAACACCGUUAUCGCAUGGCUCAGGACACAAAUCUCGUUCGAAUUUCUAAGAUUGGUACACGCAUGCGUGAGAGGUUCACGAACGCCUUUUGACAGCAAGAUAGAACACUCUUUAGACUGCAAAAUAAACGUCGCCACCGCGGGCAUCUAG